Molecule: messenger RNA, 1639 nt
Organism: Salvia splendens (bonfire salvia)
Lineage: Eukaryota; Viridiplantae; Streptophyta; Magnoliopsida; Lamiales; Lamiaceae
Product: pectin acetylesterase 12-like
Exons: 13
Coding region: 143-1531 (462 amino acids)
Biological process (GO): cell wall organization
Cellular component (GO): plant-type cell wall
Molecular function (GO): pectin acetylesterase activity
Source: RefSeq, a predicted model, not a curated record
UAACAUCAAGACAUACCCGGUGAAAACAUUCACUUGUGGAAAGCAUUAUUCGGUGCUUUUAGUUGGACCACCUCAUUUUAGAACCCACUCAGAAGAGAGAUUAAAAAAAGAAUUAACCCCAACUUCAAAGUGAGGUUUUUUGAUGGGGAAGAUGGUGGAAUUUGGAGUUGUACUGUGUGUUCUGUUUGUUUUGAGUAAAUGGGGAGCUGAAAGUUCCGAACUUGAUGCGUUUUUCAGUAGGAAUAGCAGCUCAGAUGUAUCGUUCUUGGAGUCUAUGUCUCGUUUGGAGUCUGUUUAUGGUGCGGCUGCUGCUGCUGUUCCUCCAGAUGCUCUCAUGGUGGGCCUCUCUCUUAUUCAGGGAGCUGCUGCUAAAGGAGCUGUAUGUUUGGAUGGCACGCCACCAGGCUAUCACUUGCAUCCUGGGUUUGGGACGGGAGCAGAUAGUUGGCUCAUCCAGCUAGAGGGUGGAGGCUGGUGCAACAACUUAAGAUCAUGUAUUUACCGCAAAACAACACAUCGUGGAUCAUCUACAUUAUUCGAGAAGCAAAUUCCAUUUACCGGGAUACUCAGUAACAAGGCUGAAGAAAAUCCCGACUUUUUUAACUGGAAUAGAGUAAAGAUUCGCUACUGUGAUGGGGGUUCUUUCGCUGGGGACAGUGAGAAUAAGCAAGCAGGUUUGCAGUUUAGGGGGAAACGCAUAUGGCUGGCUGUAAUUGAAGAUCUGAUGUCAAAGGGAAUGCAAAAUGUGAAUCAAGCUCUUCUUUCUGGUUGCUCCGCUGGUGGUUUAGCUUCUAUAUUGCAUUGUGAUGGAUUUCAAGGUUUAUUUCCUGUAAGCACUAAAGUGAAGUGCCUGAGUGAUGCCGGAUUAUUCAUGGACGCUACCGAUGUAUCUGGUGGACACACACUGAGAAGUUUCUUUGCUGGCGUCGUUAGCUUGCAGGGCAUUGAAGAAAAUCUGCCAAGCACUUGCACCGACCACUUGGAUCCUACUUCGUGCUUCUUCCCUCAGAAUCUGAUUGCCAGCAUUAAGACCCCUUUGUUUAUUCUUAAUGCUGCCUAUGAUUCAUGGCAGGUCCAAGAAAGCUUGGCUCCUUCAACUGCUGAUCCUCAAGGCAGCUGGCAUGAUUGUAAAAUGAAUAACGAACGAUGCUCCGCAUCACAGAUCCAAUUUCUACAGGAUUUUAGGAAUCGUAUGCUGAGUGCAGUCCAAAGCUUUUCAGAAUCGAGUCAGAACGGGUUAUUUUUAAAUUCUUGUUUCGCGCACUGCCAGUCAGAAAGGCAGGAUACUUGGUUUGCUUACGAUUCUCCCACAGUUAACAACAGGCGCGUUGCGCUAGCUGUUGGAGAUUGGUACUUCGAUCGAGCUACUAUCCAGGCUGUCGACUGUGCGUACCCGUGCGAUACAACCUGUCACAAUCUGGAAGAGAUUCAUCCAGCUAUUGCAGCCUCAAAUGGAAUCGAUUUGGGAAGAAGCAAGGUGAUCCCACAUCAGAUGAGUUUUUCUGUAUUCAUCUUAUUGUACCUACUCUAGAUUGUAUGACAAAACUGUUAUAUUGCGAUAUGGGCUAAGUCGAAGUAAUUUAUACUAAUGUGUAUAAUUAUUAUAUAUAAUAUUUUGAUAUACAUCUAUUUCAAACUA